Mus musculus (house mouse) is the source of this 3688-nucleotide messenger RNA. RefSeq names its product family with sequence similarity 83, member F (gene Sack1f). Lineage: Eukaryota; Metazoa; Chordata; Mammalia; Rodentia; Muridae. Bases 1253 to 2254 code for a protein of 333 amino acids. Gene Ontology annotation, cellular component: plasma membrane. The transcript is spliced from 5 exons. The record is from RefSeq and is marked validated.
GAGCGCUCCAGGUGCGGCGGUGGGGACAGCAGGGUCCGAGCCUGGGGCCCCGGGACAGGGCUGGGGCGCCAUGGCCGAGUCCCAACUGAGCUGCCUGGACGAGGCGCACGUGAACGAGAGGGUGACCGAGGCACAUGCAGCUUUCUACUACUGCGAGAGGCGGCGGGCCGCGCUGGAGGCGCUGCUGGGUGGAGGCGAGCAGGCCUACCGCGAACUGGUCAAGAAGGAGCGGCUGCGGGACUUCCUCUCCAGCCAGGAGCGCCAGGCCCUCUGCGCCGCCUGGAGCCCCUACGAGGAGGCAGUCUCCAGCACCCGUGCCAAGGCUAAGGCCAAGGCCAAGGUCCCGGCCCAGCCCACUGAGUCCCUGGCCUACUGGCCAGACCGCUCGGACACCGAAGUGCCCCCACUGGACCUGGGGUGGACAGACACCAACUUCUACCGCGGUGUGAGCCGAGUCACGCUCUUCACCCACCCGCCCAAAGAAGAGAAGGCACCGCACCUGAAGCAGGUGGUCAGGCAGAUGAUCCAGCAGGCCCAGAAGGUAGGCCUCGGGCCCCAGUCCUGCACCAGAGGGACCCCCCACACACACACACACUCCCCUGCCUGGUCUCACUUGCGGGCCACUCUCACCAUCCUCUGGGAAAUGGACCCCCGCUGGCGCUCACCUUGUGCAGCUGUGAUGAGACCUUUUGAAAGAUGGAUGUGUAAGUUCGUGGCAAAGCACUGGUUUUUCUUACUACAGUGUCUAGGUGCGCUAGCCUUGUGUUGGUAUACCUCUGUCACCAUCCAUCUUCCUUGGGCAGUGUGACAGUUGUGAGGCCCUGUGCUAAACUAGCCACUCAAAGGGCUUGAUCAUGAACUAUCACCAGGGAUUUAUUUACAAGGCGUAUCCUCGGCCGUUUCCCUAUUUGAUCUUCACAAUCGCAUGAAGUUGGUAAUAGCCUCCCUUCCCCUCUGGGCCAGAUGAGCUUUUCUUAGGAGCCUUUCUCCCCCAAACAACCCGACUUUCCCAUUAUCAUCCUCUCCUGGGCUUGGCACUAGAGCCCAAGCAGGCUCAAAUGAAUGAGGAACGCUAUUUUAAGCUCUAGCAGUGGCUUGGCCCAGUGUUGGGUGCUCCCACAAAGCACUGGACCAAGCUCAGGAAGAGGCUCCUACUUUGCCCAUCUGCUCUGCUUGGGUGUUGAGAGAUGUUUCCAAGGAGCCUGGUUAGAAUACCAGUUGGACAGCUGGCUGUGGGGUCAUUGCUGUGGUCAUGGAUCUUUUCACUGAUGGGGAUAUAUUCCAAGACAUUGUGGAUGCUGCCUGUAAACGCCGGGUUCCUGUAUACAUCAUCCUGGAUGAGGGUGGAGUGAAAUACUUUUUGGAGAUGUGUCAGGGCCUAGAGCUUGCAGACUUCCGCAUUCGGAACAUCCGUGUCCGCUCUGUGACAGGAAUUGGGUUCUACAUGCCCAUGGGGAAGAUCAAGGGGACUCUCUCAUCAAAGUUCCUGAUGGUCGAUGGGGACAAAGUAGCUACCGGCUCUUUCAGCUUUACCUGGAGCUCCUCCUAUGUGGACAGGAAUCUCCUCUUGCUCCUGACAGGACAGAACAUGGAGCCCUUUGACAUAGAGUUCCGGGAGCUGUAUGCCAUCUCGGAGGAAGUGAACUUGCACCAGCACCUGGGCCUGGCAGGCAGGAUUGGCCUCAACUACUCCUCCACGGUAGCUCGAAAGCUUAUCAACCCCAAGUACGCAUUGGUGGCAGGCACCCGCCGUCCUCCAGGAGAGAUGAUGCGCUGGGCGGCCCGGCAGCAGCGAGAAGCUGGUGGCAACGUAGAGGGGCAGGAGGAGGGCAGUGGCGGUGGUGAGUCUGCCCGGCGUCUGGAGAGCUUUCUGAAUGACCUGGUCACAGUAGAGCAGAUAUUGCCCACUGUGGAGCCCAUUUCCCCAAGAUUGCAGAGACCUACCAAUGGCAGACCGGUCUCUCAUGCACACACAGACGCGAAGCACAGGUCCCGAGAGGCACUGCCCCAGAAUGGCAAGGGAGAAGCUGCCAAUGGGGAGGCCACCCCAGCCAAGGAGGGCAAACGCUUCAGCAGCAGGCUCUUCAGCCGUCGAGUGAAGAGGCCUGCAGUGCCCAGCAGCAUGGCCAGCUCCCCCUCCACUGAGACGUUUGCCGAUGUGGAGUUUCCUCUGGGAAAGAGGCACAAUGAGGGUUCCAAUGCCAACAUAUCAGGUAAAGGAAUCACCAAGGCCAGCAACUGUGUGAUCUCCUGAGCUGCAGUGCAUUGGUGGGCAGGACCUGCAGAUGCCCACCCAUCCGGUCCUAUGCUGAGGAGAAGAACAUGGCCUCUUCCCUGUACUAGGUCACACAUCAGACCCUCAGCAGGCCUCCUACCCUGUAGCCUCCAUUCCAGUCUUAGUGCUGGAAUUCCAAACAGCAGAGUCUGAAUCUCUUCUCAGCAUCUAAACCGUCGCAUGGCUGCAGCAGACCGCGGUGGCCUGACAAGAAACACCGCUACCUUGUUUACAUGAAGUAGACGCCUGCCUAGUGUCUGCUUUCCUUGUUGCCAACCUGUCCUCCACUGGGCCAGCCCUCCUUACAGGUCCUCGGGUGGGACAAGGGCCAUUCUUUCUGCCUUGGUAGGACAGAAUGUCCAAAGCAGCCCCAGCCACUUUGCCUUCUUCUUGGACAUCUGGUGCUGUCUAGUUCUCCAUAUCCCAGAGGUUGGUGGGAAAAAUGGAAGAAGGUGGGACUCUGAGCCAGUCUUGCUCCAGGUGGACUAUGCAGCUGGAAUGGCUGGAAUAUUGUCUAUUAUGGUCUUCAGACGCUCAUUUCUGAUGGCUCCUGAACUAGUCUGCUACUGGAAUUGUGGUGGGGAUAGGAAUACUUCUGCCUCCCUCCAGCCUGUGGCAGGAUCUGACAGUGCUGGCAAAGAACCCCUUUCCUUUCUACACUGUAGCCUGCCUGAGUGCCCUGGGAUUCCCUGGAUGGUGCUGUUGAAAGCUAGAGCUUGUAGAGUGCCUUUCUCGGGCCUGCUCCUUUCAGUAGGCUUUUGUUUACAGACCCUGUGGAGGGUGGGAGGAGGAUGGGCCCUCAGGACAUGAACAUUUGUGGUUCCUCCCAGCCCACCCCCCAUUACCCACUAGGGCUUCCUUCAUGAAACUUCAGCCAAAGACUAGCCAUAGCCUCUUUCAGAAUUGCAAGCUGUUCUCAGAAGCCUCCGUUUCUCUAAGUCAGGUUGGCUUAAGUUCCAGGACAAGCAGCCACCUCCCCUUACAGUGACCUGUCCAGGCUGAGGGAGAGUGAGUGUGACAUAGACAUCUCCGACUGUAGACUCUGGUCAACCCUCCUGAACAGGCAGAAUGACAGAGGGGCAGAAGGCCACAAUGAAGCCCUUCUAGGCCUCCAAGCCAAGAUCUUCUCUCUUUCCUUUCUGAAAAGACCUUGGGCACCACUAGUACCAGGGAGGGACAGGGGCAUCUGCAGAGGCAGCCGGUGAGAGGCAGGGAGGAGGCAUUGUGGACUACAGUGGGCAACACGUGGCGGCCUGUUCCUGUAUCUGGCCUCCCUGCUGGUGGGGAGGGAGAAGGAAAAUAAUGGAUGGCCUCAGUCCAUAGUCCCCUCUGUCCACCCCAAGGUUAGCCCCACCGUGGCUUCCCAAGCCUUUGUGAGGAUUAAACACUUCUGGUAAGUGCUUCCUGAUACAA